AACCCAAAUAACAAAGAUAUAUCCAAGUCCACCGCCAAGUCGACCCCAUUCUCAUCUCAAUUGCAAAAUCUACUUCCCCUAGGGUUUCAAAUCACUUCAAUUGCAUCUCAUCACUCGCUCACUCGACUCAGCAAUUACUGCUCGAUCUCGGAAAUGGACUCGCGCGAAUCGUCUUCUUCUUCAUCUUCACUCCCCGAAGAAGACGCCUCUCUCUCUCUAGCCAAACAAGCUUCUCUGCUCUUUCACUCCGCCAACUUCGCUGAUUGCCUCACUGUCUUGCGUCAGCUUCUGCUCACUAAGCCGUCCGAUCCGAAGGUUCUCCAUAAUAUAGCUAUCGUAGAAAACUUGCAAGAUGGAUUUUCAAAUCCGAAGAAAUUUCUCGAGGUCCUAAAUGAUGUUAAGAAACAAAGUGAAAAGUUUGCAACUGCGUCUGGUGACAACGUAGUGGGUGCUAACAACUUGGAAAGUGAUGUUGUGGCAGUUUCCAGUGGAAAUCCUUGUUUGAUACCUCAAUUCUCUGCUGCACAUAGUUCCUCAAUUGUGCUGAAUGCUGAAUUUGCCUCUCAUGUGGCGUCAUACAACAUAGCAGUCACUUGGUUCAAUCUAAGCGAGUAUUCAAAGUCGUUUUCUAUAUUGGAACCGGUGUAUCAGAAAAUUGCACCAAUAAGUGAGGGUAUUGCUCUACGUAUAUGCCUUCUGUUGCUGGACGUUGCGUUACUGUCGCACCAUGCCUCAAGAUCUGCUGGUAUUAUUGAGUAUAUUGAAAAGAUUUCUUCUGUUCGUAGUAUGAUCAGUCAAAGUGAAAGUUCGAGCUCUAGUCAGCAACAUCCUCCCAAUCUAGUGACAAAAGCUUCUUCAGUUCCUAGCACACCUAUUUCUGACAUUUCAAUUGCUGAUUCCGCUACAAAUGCCUCUGAAAUUUCUUUAUCCAGAAGUUUAUCGGAGGAAGCAGAAUAUGAAAACUUGUUCUCUACUCUUGACAUGAGUGGACAAAACCUAUCAAGACCUGUUCACCAUUCUUUAAAUGAUAUCUCAAGGACCCAAAUUGAUGAUUCUAUUCCAAUUAUUGUUGAUCUGAGACUGAAGUUGCAUCUGUACAAGGUUCGACUUCUUCUCCUUACCAGGAACCUGAAGGCAGCUAAGCGUGAAGUUAAGUUGGCCAUGAACAUAGCUAGGGGUAAUAAUUCUAUGGUUCUCUUUUUGAAGUCUCAGCUUGAAUAUGCCCGUGGAAAUCAUCCUAAAGCAAUUAAGCUUUUGAUGGCUUCAAGUAAUCGAACAGAAAUCGGUACUUCUGUAAUGUUCUACAACAAUCUUGGGUGUAUCCAUUAUAGACUUGGCAAGCAUCAAACAUCGGCUAUAUACUUUUCCAAGGCGUUAAGUACUAGUUCUGUGAUACGGAAAGAAAAGACUCAAAACCACACCCACACCAGUUUUGCAGCGGAUAAAUCCCUCCUUGUAGCCUAUAACUGUGGCAUGCAGUACUUAGCUUGUGGCAAACCAAUACUUGCUGCUCGAUUUUUUUACAAAGCCAGCUUAAUUUUUUAUAAUCGGCCUCUAUUAUGGCUACGCAUUGCUGAAUGUUGUCUGAUGGCUCUUGAAAAGGGGCUGCUGGACUCCACUGGAGCUGCAUCCACAUCGUCAGAGAUUAAGGUUCAUGUUGUUGGAAAGGGAAAGUGGAGAAAUCUUGUUAUUGGAGAAGAGGUACCUAAAAAUAGCCGGGCUGAUCUCAUUGGUCAAAGUGAUUCAUCGCUUGUUAAUGAUAGGCAGCCUAAACUUUCCAUGACCCUGGCACGUCAGUGUCUAUUGAAUGCAUUACAGCUGCUAAACUCUUCUGAGUCAGUGCACAUGAGUUCUGGUUUGCCAUCAGAUUUAGCCAUUGAGGAUGAAACAUAUUCUAAAAGUACCAACUAUAAGAGUGUUUCAGGUGGUGAUACUCAGGCACAUAACCUGGCAGUUGCUUCAGGUCAGGUUGCAAAUGGGGAACUGAAAGAACAGAAGAGCACAAGUACUCCAAAUUCCACCUUGAGAGACUCUAUCUCUGAUUAUGAAGAUAUAUGUAGAAAAGAGAUCCAGAUAAUUAGACAAUCUAUUCUUGUUGAUUUGGCAUAUGUAGAGUUGGAGCUAGGCAAUCCCUUGAAAGCCUUGUCAACUGCAAGGUCUCUCCUGAAUGUUGCAGAAUGCUCCAGAGUGUAUAUAUUCUUGGGUAAUCUUUAUGCAGCUGAGGCUCUGUGCCUACUCAAUCGUUUGAAGGAAGCAGCAGAACAUUUGCUGAUCUAUCUUUCUAGUGGACACAAUAUUGAACUUCCAUUUACCCAAGAAGAUUGUGGACUGUGGCAAGUAGAAAAAAUUGGUGAUUGUGAGGAGUUCAAUGGCGGUUCAGUGGCUACCAACAUCGCUUCUGAUGAAGGACAAGUUUUUGCACUUAAUCCUGAAGAGGCACGUGGAACUCUCUACUCAAACCUAGCUACAAUGUCUGCAGUACAGGGUGAUCGUGAGCAGGCUGAUAAAUUUGUGAGGCAAGCAUUAUCUAUCUUGCCGAACAGCCCCGAAGCCAAUUUAACUGCAGUUUACUUGGAUCUCAUGCUGGGGAAGUCCCGAGAAGCUAUCUCGAGGUUGAAAAAUUGUAGCCAUAUUACUUUCCUUCCUGGUAGUUUUGCAGUAACUGGACCGUCAUGAUCUUUUACAGCAGUGAAUGACUUGAUUCUCGCAAUCCACAUUCAACCCCUCACCCUGAGUUUAGUAGGUAGGUCAAAGUUCCUUUAAAAGAGGAUCUGUAACAUAUAUAUAGCUCAGUUAAGGGAGUAAUUUUUCAGUUUUCCUUUUCUUAGUUCUUAAUUUUCAUUUUUGUGGAGCAUUGUGUUUGGUGGCGAGCUGGUGGCUUUGGUUGUUGCUAAUGCCCACUGGUGCCAUUGAGGAUGUAGUUUUGAUUUAGCAGAGCUGAAAGUGUUCUAGUGGCUGAUGUUGUAGUUGACUAUCGUAAGAAUAUAGAGAUCAUACAUUGUUUAGAAAUGAAAGGAAUUUUCAUCAUCCA
Daucus carota subsp. sativus is the source of this 3031-nucleotide messenger RNA. RefSeq lists its product as uncharacterized. Gene Ontology annotation, cellular component: CCR4-NOT complex. Gene Ontology annotation, biological process: mRNA catabolic process; negative regulation of translation. The record is from RefSeq and is a predicted model, not a curated record. Gene Ontology annotation, molecular function: protein binding. Lineage: Eukaryota; Viridiplantae; Streptophyta; Magnoliopsida; Apiales; Apiaceae. The coding region runs from base 154 to 2676 and encodes 840 amino acids. The transcript is spliced from 6 exons.